AUGAUGGUUUCACAUGCAGAUCUACCCACUGCGUCUUCAACGGAAACGAAGACUCACGGACGUCGUCUCAAGUCAGAAUCAUUUGCUCCGGAGAUUCGGGAGAACGCGGCCACGAUUACUUCUCUAUCUAUUUUCGGAACCCCCUCGGACCAAGAGUGCCAGCCCAUUCCGGUGGUGCCUCGAAGUAGUAGCAGCGACGAGCUUCGUGUUUGGCGAGUCACCAGUGCGGGUUUAGUAGAAGUCGACGCGAAGACAAUGGGAGCAUUCCUCGAUAAACCGAAAACCGACAAAACCAAUGUCCAUGGAGAGGGAAAUGGCAUCAGGUAUGGAAUGUCUUCAAUGCAAGGAUGGCGGAUAUGUAUGGAGGAUUCACACAUUGCAGAGGCAAUAAUGUCUCAAUCGUCUCCAUACAAGGAUUGGUCAUUCUUCGCCGUCUUCGAUGGUCACGCUGGUCACCACAUUGCCAACCGGGCUUCGUCGCAGCUCCUCGAGCACCUCAUCACGAGUGAGGAGUUCCGUGAUAUGACGAAGGCGCUGGAGGAGAACAAUGGAGUGCUCACAGAGAGCACGCUGAAAUUGCUCGAGACUGGAAUCAAGAAGGGAUUCGUGAGCUUCGAUGAGAUCAGUAAGACGAGUAACGAGAUUAAUAAAAGUGGGUGUACCGCGGUGUGCGCCAUCGUCACUCCGACUCACAUCAUAAUCGGAAAUCUCGGAGACUCGCGCGCAGUCGUCGCCGGAAAAAAACAGAUCUUUGGAACGGAAGAUCACAAGCCUUACUUGGAGAAGGAGAGGAAACGAAUCGAAGACGCCGGUGGCUCCGUCAUGAUUCAACGAAUCAAUGGAAGUCUAGCAGUGAGCAGAGCGUUUGGAGACUACGAGUACAAGGACGAUCCACGUCUCCCGGCAGAUCAACAGUUGGUCUCACCCGAACCAGAUGUCUACAUUCGAGAGAGAAAUGUGGAGAACGAUCAGUUCAUGGUGGUCGCUUGCGAUGGAAUAUACGAUGUGAUGACGAACGAGGAGCUCGCCGAGUUUGUCAGCGAUCGUCUAGUGGUUCACGAUGAUUUGAGAGAGGUGUGCGACGACGUGCUCGACGAGUGUCUUGUAAAAGGAAGCCGUGACAACAUGACGAUGGUCGUCGUGUGUUUCCCAGCAGCUCCACCAGUAAACGUCCAUCGGAAAGAGGCCGAGGAGGCGUGGGUGGCUCGAGUAAAGGCAGUCAUCAACCAGUUCCUCGACGAAGCCGUCGCCGCUGAAGACUUCAAGAAGGAUGAAGAUAUGGUCUCACUGAAGAGUAUUCUCGAUCAAGUCACAGCAAACGGACUGCUGCCAACCGAUUUGCGUGUUCCAGCUCACACAGUCACCACGUUGGCACAGAAGAUUCUCACACAACGUGACAUCAAACACGUGUAG
Caenorhabditis remanei is the source of this 1413-nucleotide messenger RNA. RefSeq lists its product as uncharacterized. The coding region runs from base 1 to 1413 and encodes 470 amino acids. Gene Ontology annotation, biological process: protein dephosphorylation; negative regulation of stress-activated MAPK cascade. The transcript has 6 exons. Gene Ontology annotation, molecular function: protein serine/threonine phosphatase activity; cation binding. Gene Ontology annotation, cellular component: cytosol; nucleus. Lineage: Eukaryota; Metazoa; Nematoda; Chromadorea; Rhabditida; Rhabditidae. The record is from RefSeq and is a predicted model, not a curated record.